AUGCCGUCCAUGGAUCGAGCAGUAUCUCCACCAGAGCGUCCAGCGCAGCUGGCCCUGAUGAAAGACAAUCCAGGUCUUGGUCUUUUCGCAUGGCUUGCUCCAGAAAUCCGUCUGCAAAUCUGGCAGCAUUUUCUCCCAGAUGGUGCAGACACGGAUUCUACGCGCGUCCAGAAAACUGAUCUCAGCAUCCUCCGAGCCAGUCGACAGCUAUAUGAAGAAAUAUCGGCCAAUUUGUACUCAAACCUCGUCCUUUACUUCGACUUCUCACCGAUUUACAUACCCAGAUCGUGGCUGAUAGUCCGCUACCAACACCCCAAAGCCAAGCUCUACGAGGAACGUACAGCGUGGAUAUUGCGAGACGAAUCGGACUUGAAAUUGAGAGGCUUUCACACCCUCCCGUACGACAGGGUCGAUACGGUUGUCAGCCUCUUCCCCCCUGACACCAUAGAUCCCGGCCAAUUUAUCUUGCUGUUCCAAAAGGUUAUGGCAUUCUCACUGUGUGUCGGAAAUAGCAAGUCAAUUGUCCGACGCUUGGUUAUCCGGUUUCAGAAAAUGGAACAUAAGGACUGGCAUGAUAACAAGAAAGCGAAGAGGAGCCUCGACUGGUAUUCCCCUGGUUCAGUUGCCCAGCCCGGAUAUGACCAUGAUAUGAUUUUCGUCCCAUUUCGCAUCCUGCGCAGCCAAGUACAUCAGCUCAGAGUCCAGGCUCAUUCCAUGACGCUCAAGAACGCACUGGACUGGACCAAACUCACUUUUACCACGAAGAAACUGUUUCGAAAUCUUGGCAUGACGAGCCUGCAAGACACUACGUUAGAGUCGGCAGCCCGGGAUCCUCGCUGGUGUGCGGCCAGCUAUUUCAUCUUGAUCGACCAGCAACUAGCAAUGUGCCGUCGAGGAAGGACAGCAAACAUGGUACGUCUGGAGAGAUUCAGUAAAUGGUUCCCAGACAGUCAGAAUGGCACUUCAUCCGGAUACGAGGACUAUAUGAUACACAUCAUUGAAACAUACCCCGACCUCAUCUACCAACUUGACCCCUUCCGACGUGUUUUGAAACUUUGGCACCAAUCACUGGUCGCCUUGUACCAUCACAUCAGGUCAUUUGAUGCGGAAAAAACCAUACCAGACGGAGCAGAAACCAUCACACCAGUCCUUAUGCCCUCUAGUCUUCCUCCAGUGGUGAAUACCUGGGAUCAGGAUGAAUGGUACCGUUCCUUUCCCAGCGGUAUUCCAAGCCCAAUGUCUGAGGAAUUCCAUCGUUGCUUUCCCCUGGAACAGUCUGUGUAUCGUGCCUAUUGCCUGAGAGACGGUUCCUUGUUUAAAAGGUUUUACGUUGCCUAUCACACGUCGCCAAAUGGACAAUGGAUUGAAUGCUAUUGAGGUGCUUGCUCUGUUUGUCAGUUUACCUUGUACGGUUGGUAUUUCUUGUCAGUGUACCUGCUACCUUCUGGGUUGACGGGAAGGGGCAAAGGGAAGAAAUAGGCUGAACGUUACAACUGCUGAUUAAGGUGCUUAUCUGUCUUACUGGUCAUAGACUGUUGGCUGUUGGUUACUCCACGGUUUGUUCUGAUCAGGCUUGUGACAAUAAUGAGCUCAGCGCACCUACUGGGUAGGAUGGGUGAUUCUUUAUGGGAAAGAUAGGCAAUAGAUAAAAAGGAUCAUGAUUAAUUCAUU
Molecule: messenger RNA, 1671 nt
Organism: Monascus purpureus
Lineage: Eukaryota; Fungi; Ascomycota; Eurotiomycetes; Eurotiales; Aspergillaceae
Source: the annotation of a GenBank genome assembly